UUAGAUCGUUGGUAUAACUUAUAAACAACAAUUACCAUUAUAAUUUUUCACAAAUGAAGUAGAAAAAGCGAUUGCGAAUUCAAGGAAAUUGGCGAUUAUGGAUUUUCAAAUCAAAGAAGAAUCUUUUGAUGCGGAGGAAGAUUACAAUGCCUACCAUAGUGAGACUAUAAUUAAGAAGGAGGAACCAAUGGUGGAAGAGGAUUUGGAAUACGAAUCCUUUCCGGAAUACCAAGUUGAAGGCUAUUCAAUACAUUUUCUUGACGAAAGAAAUGAUAGUAACGCCAAUGACCAGUUUUAUGAUUAUGGUGAUGAUUACGAGGAUGAAUAUAUGUACGAUGAUGACGCUUUGUUUGAUGCAGAAUCUUUGGGCCCCUCCGAGCAGAGUAAGGAAGUUGUAAAUCACAAUAAUAGCAGAAAAUCCGGCCACUUUUUUCGCAAGCGCAGAAAAGCUUCAGCGAUUCAUAGGCAACUGGAGCAUUUACUCAGUCACAGCCGGGUCCGCAUAAUCUGCCCGGUGUGUCAGCUAAGAUGCAAGUCACUUAGCCAGUGGGCCAGACACCUCAGUGCUAAUCAUUUUGACUAUACUGAAGAACUAAAAAGUUACUUUAACUACUCGUCUCUGCAUAAGGCCACCUGCAAGCAAUGCAAUCAAGUAUUGUCAUUUUAUUCGAAUCAUUUUGUUCACUAUCUCAGCCUUCACUGCCCGGAGAAGCGCAAAUUGUUCAUAUGUAAUGUAUGUAAACUACACAAGGACUCCAAUGUCGAUUCCAUAAUUAAACAUUUGGAAGAGAAUCACAAAAAGCCCAGUGAGGCAGAAAGCACUUGCCCAAUCAUGUUGUGUGCCGUACAAUUUCCGGAAGUUUUACAUCUGCAGCAUCAUUUUAAGCAAGCCCACAUUAAGCAAUAUAAGACAAAAUUUGAGUUUUUCAGUUGCCAUUUGUGCAAUCACCCAAAAUUCGAUGCGGAAAGCCAUUUCUAUGACCAUUUGAUGAAUCUCCAUGGUUUGUGUGACUACAACUGGAAGAGAUUGAAGUUUCGACAAAUUAUUGACGACUCAGAUGAACACUUUGAAUGUAGCAUAUGCUCGGCGGUGUGUGUCGCCACAUUGUCGUCUGGGUACUCGCAUGAGUUGAUGGAACACUAUUUGACGCACGAGCAAAGUUCCUUUUGGUAUUGCAGAUACUGCCAUGGGAAAUUUUCAUACAGCGAUUUGACACACAUGUGCAAGGAGAUGCAUAAAUAUUUUGCUGUACUUGAUCCAUCCGCUUCGGAGUUUCCUUCAGCAGCACCGUCCCAACCGAGUGCUUCGACCUCUUCGAAUCUAAGCCACAAAAUUGUCAACGGACAAACCGAGGACUGGGAAGCUUUUGAAGGGUAUAUUAUGCACGUUUGCCCUUACUGCGGCAAUCAUUUUAAAACCUUUGACGAUUGGCAGCUACAUUUGAGAAUGCGACAUUACAUACACACAUUGAGAGGUUUGGGCAUGGCUGUGGACGCCGAUCCCGAACACUUUCGUUGCAAACAAUGCAAAGAAUUGGUUGGGAAAACCUCUAGGGAACUACAUACUCACCGUUUCAAGCAUUUACCGCAUAUGCCAUACGAGUGUUUGAAAUGCUAUCAAAAACUGCCGGAUGUACAAAGAGCCUUUGAACAUUUUCUCACCCAGUGUGGUGUAGUAGAGGCUACCGAUUCCAAAGAUGUUGAGAGCAUGUGUUUUUCCAGGCUGCUACGGGAUGAUGAAAACAACUGGAUUGAGUUAUUUUGUGGCUUAUGCAAACAUAUUCAAUUCUCAAACAUGGAGCAUAUCGAAUGUCACUUUAAGAUUUUCCAUAACAAUUUUGAGGAGAACUUCAUCAAGAGUUCAAAUAACAUUGAUAUGAUGUGUGGCUCUUGCAACACCACAAUUCGUAGUGUUAGUAGUGAUACUUGCUUGAGCCACUACAUUAGCCACAUAGAAGGACCUUUUAAAUGUUUGUAUUGUCAGCGCAUGUACAAAGAGAUGGAGAUAUGUAAACGACAUGUUCGAAGAUUCCACAAGAUUGGGCCACGCAUGAAAAGAUCACAAUUUGCACUAUUCCGCCCCAAGAAGACAAUUAUUCAACCCAAAGCGGAAGCAGCCAAAACAGUGGUUAAAUUGGAAUCGCCUACUUUGGACAAUGGUGCCGCCAACACUUCACAGGAGGCUUUGAACACAGGCCUGGGCACAUUGUCUUGCAAGGCAAAUGUGAUGAACGAAUUUGAAAGCUUUAUUUCCUAUGCCUGUGCAGAAUGCAAUCAAAGAUUUGACCGAAACCCCACUGCUUGGAAUGAGCACAUCAAAUCUCAACAUACUUUCUUCAACGAUAAUGAAGUCUCUGAAGUGGUCAAUGGCCGAUUCAAGUGUAAACAUUGUGAUCUGAUGCUGGACAGAAGCAUAUCUCAAAGACAAAAGCAUAAACUCACACAUAUGCCCUACAAGUCCUUUAUUUGUGCUAUAUGCGAUACGGGUACUACGACAUUGGGACUGCUUUAUGGACACUUGAGGAGAAUUCAUUUUCGUAAGGGCAGUUUUGAAUGUCCCAUAUGUCUGGUGGUACUAACAACAGCCUAUGAACGAGCCAAUCAUGUUAACAAGACCCAUCCACGUUCCGAGUGGCCCAAGAAGAUGUGUUUGAUUUGCUACAGAAAUUAUGGAUCUUUGUCCUCGCACAUGCUUACGCAUGAUACCAACCGACCGAAGCAUACCUGUCCCGAGUGUGGUGUGGACAUUAUAAACUUGUAUGAUUUGAAAAAGCACAUGGAGAAGAAACACAACACCAGCGAGGACAAGUUCAGAGCAAUGUUUAUGAAGGCUGAAGAAGAUGAUAACGGUGAAUCCAACAAUGUUGAUCCUCUGUUUAUCCCAGAGGCGGAGGAGCCGCCAUCGCCCAAUCGAAGGAAAUCGAUUCGCCACAAGGGAGAUAAUAACAUCGAUAACUAAACAUUCAAUUAUAUUAUAUACGAUACGAGUAAAUUCACUAACUAUUAUUUAACUAUUUAUGUCCUUAUUUACUCUUAUAAAUUUGGACAAGUUUUCCAAUUUACUUUCAUUUUCUAGAGUGCUUAAUGCAGCACCAUUAGCUAUUA
Molecule: messenger RNA, 3105 nt
Organism: Stomoxys calcitrans (stable fly)
Lineage: Eukaryota; Metazoa; Arthropoda; Insecta; Diptera; Muscidae
Product: zinc finger protein 585A
Exons: 1
Coding region: 98-2959 (953 amino acids)
Biological process (GO): regulation of DNA-templated transcription
Molecular function (GO): DNA-binding transcription factor activity, RNA polymerase II-specific; RNA polymerase II cis-regulatory region sequence-specific DNA binding
Source: RefSeq, a predicted model, not a curated record